Messenger RNA from Prorocentrum cordatum, 752 nucleotides. NCBI's taxonomy places the organism in Eukaryota, Dinophyceae, Prorocentrales, Prorocentraceae. The record is from the annotation of a GenBank genome assembly.
GACGCGGAGGGAGACCAGGCCAUGGACGGGGGAGGGGCCGAGGCAGCGCCACGGCGCAAGCAAGCGCGCCGUGGCGGACGGAGGACGAGGCGCGGCGACCACGCGGAGAAGAAGUGGACCAGCAAGGACAAGCAAUUACUAUCAUUACUGAAGUCGAUUCUGAAGUUGGUGCUUCAAACGGCGCACCGCACGAGGCUGAACAGCUCCCUGGCCCCGGGCACCUACACUUGCCCGAAGACUCACAAGGUGAUCGACGCGGUGAGCAACGAGUUGGAGGGCUACAAGCAGCACCUGGACCUGCUACGUCAGGGCUCAGCGGAGGACAAGAAGAAGAUGAAGGAGAUCGGCUCCCCCGCGCCCAGCAUGGGCCUCGCGGCCUUGGAAGGAGUACUGCAGUGCGACAUCGGGGGAGCGCUCCGCACCGAGAUCGAGGAGUACUUGCUGAAGACCAACCCGCCCGACGGCAGUAUGGAACCAGACAUAUCCAAGGAAGAUUUGGCCGAGGAGAUCAGCUUCAUUCGACUCGAGAACUGCUUCGACACGGAGAAAAUGAAACUUAUCAUUGGAGCUCCCGAAUGGGGUGGUAGGAAACUUCUCAUGAAAGCAUUCCGUUCGGAGGGCGUGGUCACUCACCAUCACGGAGUAGCGCCAGCGGGCUGGCUCGAGGACGAGGUCGGGCACUGGUUGGAGACGCUCGACCACGAAUAAAUUUCUUGCGAGGUGGAGUCCUGCCAGGCACGAUACCGGCACGA